Molecule: messenger RNA, 2026 nt
Organism: Vitrella brassicaformis
Lineage: Eukaryota; Vitrellaceae
Source: the annotation of a GenBank genome assembly
UCACGCGCUGAUGACGACUUGUCCCGUGUCGCUGCGCACCGGCCCUCCGCCAAUGACGUUCUCGGCCACAGAGCGGACGCGAGGCAGCAGAAAGCCGCUCGGUGUCACCUCCACUGCCACCGGCUUGACCAUCAUGUGCUGCAGGGCCGCCUCGUGCUCGCACGGCCAGAAGACGUCGGCGCACUUGGAGGCGAAGGCACGCUUCUCCUCGACAGACGCAAAGGAGACGGCUCUGGCACAUCUGCCGCGGUAGGAGGACGGGGCAUGACAGCUUAUGCCGCCAGCACCAACCGACCAACCUGACAUACAAACAAACAAAUGGAUACUUACAGGAUUCGGGCUAUCAGUGACACUUCCUUACCCACAGGACACUUUGAUGUGUAGUCUCUGCUGCAGGUAAGCUUGCAUGGCCACUGGACGCCGCACUUGCUCUCAAACUCCUUCUUGUCAUCCACUGUGGCUGCGAAGAGGUCAUAGUUUUCGUCACCGCACUCACCAAAGUAUGAGGGAGGAGGCUAGCCGUCACGUACCGCACACACAGGCAUACGGACAUACAGACACAAAUUGGUUGGCUGGCUGGCUGAUUGAUGGAUGGAUGGAUGUAUUCACCUUGCACGAGGCGAGGUCAUCGGCAAGCGGCCAAUUUCGCGGACAUACGAACGAGUAGUCCUGCACAAAGACAUAAUACAGAGAAUGACAACACCGAUGGAUGCGAUGCAUCAAUGCUUGUGUCUCUCUCUUGUCUGCAGCGCCAGCCAUGUGUAUGUUUAACAUACCUUGUCGCAAGUCGACUUGCAUGGGUACAGCACGUCGCAUCUCUUCGCAAAGGCCAUCUUGAGAGCGGGCUGCACACAAAUGUGAUACAUCCCCACAUCCACACAUAAUCCACACAUCCAUCGCAUUAUAUCCUCUCGUCUGUCUGUCGCUGUCUGUGUUCAUUCAUUUACUUUGAGGAGGGCGAGUGGCUCUUGAGAUCUGCAUUUGGUGUAGGACGGCGGCGCCACACAAGUGCCGUUCAUGAAGUCCGUCCAGCCCAUCGGGCAGUUGGCCAAGUAGUCUCUCUCGCACUCGCUGACACACGGCCAAUGCACUGAGCACGAGGCGCUCCUGAGACACACAGCAAGAUAGAUACAGCCACGCAUGCACGUGCCCCCCGGCUGGCUGACCAGUGCUGUUUCUGAGCUUCGUCCAAAAGGGCGAAGGUGAACUCUCUGCUGCAGCGCGCCAUGUACGCUGCUGGUGCUCGGCACUUGCCGCCGCCAAUGUCAAUCCAGCCUACGUCACACACACAGUCAGUUGUGAGACACAUACCAGGCACACAGGCAUCCAUCCACCGACCUUGUGGGCAGAGUUGGGUGUAGUCGUGGUUGCACACCGACUGGCAGGGCCAUCUGACCUCACAGUCUGUCUCCAAUUUCUUUUUGGCGUCGGGUGACAUGUACAAAAAUAUCCCACUCCUGCCGCACGGACCUACAUCAAUUGGAACAGGGAAACCAUACAUUCACAUGACAUUGUCCCUCUCUCUCUGUGACGUCUAUCUGUUUAUGUACCUUUGUAGGUCGCUGGUGCAUGGCACGUCUGGCCGUCGUCGGCAUCCUCCCAGCCACGCGGGCACAGCUUCUCGUAGUCACGUGCGCACAACUGACAGACAGCCAAAGAGACAGGAUUUUUUGGUUGAAUGCAUGUGUGUACCUGUCGAGUCGGCUCUUCCUUCAGGCUUGCUGCCUCCUCCUCGUUGUGCACUCGUGUCUCGUUGGCGACGCUUAUGGCCUCAAGCGCAACAUCAUGAAUCUGACACGGAGCCAUUCACACCGAUGCAGCCACUGUAUCUUGUCCAUGUAAUGAUGCUUACGCCUUCGAAGAGAGCUAUCUCUGCGUCCUUGGAGGCCUGUGUCUCAGCUCUUGUCGCCUCCUCCAGCUUGAGCCCCUGCUGCACCGCGGGAGACACAGGAAGGAGUGCAUGGCCGAGAGUCGCCCUCACGACAACCAGCAGCGCAGCGACAGCCAAGUGAUGAGAGGAACGCAU